AAGGAAGUGGCGAUCCCAUCAACCUCUGGCACGACUGGAGACUCCGAAACAAAAUCGGGCUGAGCUACGAUUGUUAAUUUGACAGAGCCGCCUUUACAGUUGUGGGUGGUUUCUUUGCAUGAUACAGAGAUGUCACCAGAUGAACUGGUCUACCUGGGAUUCAUUGCUGCCUCAAUACCUGUUGGGUUCCUUUUCCGAUAUCUUAGCCCUCCAGUGAAGCAGGGGGCCGCAGUGCUGUUAGGUCUGACUAUAACCAUAGUUACCUGUAGAAUCCACACCCUGCAUUCUCUGAUUACGGUUUUGGGAACAUGGGCCAUCAUCAAGCUGAACUGGAGGAACGCCCCCGCCAUCACCCUGGGCUGGACAUUCCUCUACCUCUUCGUCUUCCGGCUGGCCACAUGGUUCGGCCUUCCUCAGCCCACGCCCUUCUCCAAUGCCAUCCAGCUCAUCCUCACUCUCAAGAUGGUCAGCUUGGCCAAUGAGGUGAAGAGUUUUUACCUAGAAAAGAAGAAGGAAGUGAGCACAUUCUCCAAAUCACCUGUGGUGGGUGUCAUUCCCCAUGAGCCUUCCCUCUAUGACAUCAUAUCCUAUAGCUACUGCUAUCUGGGUAUAAUGACAGGUCCUUUCUACAGGUUCCAGACGUAUGUGGACUGGCUGCAGCAGCCCAGUCCUCUGUCUCUGCCGGGGAAGGAGCCCUGCCUGCUGCGGCUCCGCAUGGUGCCCGUCUACGGGGCGCUCUUCCUGUCCGUCAACUAUGUCUUCCCCCUGGCCUACGUCCGCACCGAUGAGUUCCUGGAGCACAACUUCUUCUUCAGGUUCUUCUAUAUGAUUGCUGUGUUCUUCGUGUUCCGGAUGCGGUUCUACUCUGCGUGGUGUGGGGCGGAGGCCGGCUGCAUCAGCGCAGGACUGGGGUGCUACCCAGCGGGGGCAGAGGCCAAGCCUGGGGGAGGACCCACCGUUCAGUACAGCCCUGACCCUGACGCCGCAGAGCAGUAUGACUUUAAAACCAUCCAGAACAUUGACUGCUACAACACGGACUUCUGUGUGAAAGUGAGGCACGGCAUGCGCUACUGGAACAUGACGGUGCAGUGGUGGCUUCACCACUACAUCUACCCCAAUGCCCCCUUCAAAGCCUACGCUCUUAGGGCUGGCUGGACCAUGCUCAUCAGUGCCUACUGGCACGGCCUGCACGCGGGCUACUACCUGUCCUUCCUGACCAUCCCGCUGUGCAUCGCGGCCGAGUCGGCCAUGGAGGGCGCGGUGCGCUCGCGGCUGGGCCCGCGCGGCCAGAACAUCUUCGACUGGGUCCACUGGUUCCUCAAGAUGCGCGCCUACGACUACAUGUGCAUGGGCUUCGUCCUGCUGAAGGCCAGCGACACGGUCCACUACUGGACCUCCAUCUACUUCAGCAUGCACGUGGUCGCCGUGGGCUGCAUCGUGCUCGGGCGACUGCUCAAGGCCGGAGGAGGCAGGAGGGAGAGGAAGGGAGCGAGCGAGGGAGAGAAGAGCGGUGCGGCGGAGGAGGAGAAGAAGAAGACAGAGGAGCAGGGAGUCGUGAGGGAGAAGAGCGAGUGAUGCUGGGUGUUUUGAUGGCCCAUGGUGGGGGACUGACUGACUGGUGGGGGAGUGGUGUAGUGCGGUGCGGUGAGGUGUGGUGUGGUGUGGUGGGGAAAAUAUGUUUACUCUUGACAUAAGACCUGCAGGUCCUAACAUGCACUGUCAACAUGCUACAGUGCAGUUUAAACGCUGCAGUGCGCUUAGCCAUGUGCUUUGUGAACAGCGAUAUCAGGUUACGUGUGUGUGUGUGUGUGUGUGUGAAGCAGAGGAGAAGACUGAAGAAUGUGAGGUUCCACACAUGUCAGUCUUACCAUGGGCAUGGCUGGUGCAAAGGAUCAUGGGAAUGUUUAUCCUGGCAAAGCCUCAGUGCAUCUGUAGGUCAUCAUAGCACAAAAUAAUUAAUUUAUUAAAUAAUUAAGGCAAGGAAACAAGAAAUCUGACCUACCUGGUCAUAUUUUUUUUAUCAUCUCCAAAACUAAUCCAAAUAGUGUGUGUGUGUGUGUGUGUGUGUGUGCGCGCACUGUGUAUGUGUGAAUAUUUCUGACUGUGUGUAUAAAUAUAAAUAUAUAUAGUAUAUCACAAAUUAAUAACAUCUUAGAAAUUCACCAAAGCUCAUAGCAAUGUCUCACAAGUGUCAAAUACGAUGGCAAAAAUGCCCAUGUAACAAAACACAAUGAUGUACAACAGACCUGUAUGUUUUUCACAAGAUCAGCUAAGAGGAUGUGGUGCCUGUACGAUAUUAUUACACGUUCAUGAGACGAGGUUACCUGACGUCUCUGUAAACCCCGAACUCUAGCGGGGAGCUACAGCAGCCUCAGAGGCAGCAGGCUGAAACCUUAGUAGCAGGAUGCAGCCAUACUGUACUGUACUCUCUCACGUCUGCCCCGCUGCAUGUUAGAAUAUGUAUAGUGUAUAUACUAGGAAAUACAUGCAUACCAUACAUUCCAACGCCAAUACACUCUGUGUACACCGCACUUGAAAAGAUCCUUCUUUUUCUGCUCACCCUUCUUAGUUGUGUACAUAUAAAGUAUCUUUUUGUUUGUAAAAAGUGGCUUUGACUUGGCCCAGAUCAGGUUAGGGUCAGAUUUGUGUUAAAGCUAUUGACAGAAAUGUCUUUCUAAGUUAGACAGAAGGAUUUGUAAUCCUAUUUGAUUUAUCUGAUGAUUGACGAGCAUUAUGGUUUUGAUCGUGAUGAGCUGCAGAUCAUCGCUAAUGUGGUGAACAAGAGUACAGUGCUCCAUCAGGCCACAUUUUGUCAUCAGCGUUUCAGAUUUUAUAAUACUGUACUGAGCGUACAGAGACAUACAGACAGGCAGGUUCAUGAUCUUAAUGUUGGCUGAGAUAUUAAACUGAAUGUUAACCUGGGUAAGAAUGUUAAAAUCUUAAAGGUACAAUUAUUUUGUACAGUGUACUUUGGAAUAUUUGUUUCCCCUUUUCCGUUUUGAUCAAGAAUUUCAAUUCCAAUUUCAAGAAUGUAAAUAUUAGCUAUUGUUUGUGUCCAUAUCAGCUGGGCAGGAAAAAUCUAGACUUUAGGUUUGUCUUUGAGUUUGUUUUAUCUUUAUGCUAGUCAAUUGCAUAUUUUCACAUCUGGGUAAUGCUGCCAUACCUUUAUGUAUAACUUCUCUGAUUUCUGUUCUCAUUGUGUGUGUGGGUGUGUGUGUGCGUGUAUCUACGUAUCUACAGUGGUACAUCUCCUCUCUCUCUCGUAGUUCCUUGCUGCCAUAUCACAUGCUUGGCCCAUGUGUGUUGUAGACCAAUAGGCACUUUACAACAGCUCUGACGCCAGUCAUCUCCUCACUGAAGCCUGAAGGUCUCAGCACACUGCAAUGUAAUGUAACGUAAUGAGGUAGUCGUGGCCUAAUUACCUGGCAGCAGAGCAGGUCCAUUCCAACUGUUUACUGGUAUCAGUCAUGAUCACAGUGUUACGACUAGGUUGUUGCAUCAUGGUUGUGAUUGCUAAACCAAGACCAAUCAUAUUUCCGUUGGCCAUGGCUGGUAAUUGUUGCCUGGAAGACAAGUUUACAUUCUUAACCUGGCUUGGUGUUGGUGUUGGUGUUGAUCCCUAUCCUGUGUGUGUGUGUGUCUCUCUCUCUCUCUCUCUCUCUCUCUCUCUCUCUCUCUCUCUCUCUCUCUCUCUCUCUCUCUCUUUCUCACUCUCUCGCUCUCUCGCUCUCUCUCUCUCUCCAAACCCUUUUAGAGGCAGUAACUUAAUUUGCUUGGGGCUUACUGUUUGACAGGAAUUCAAUAUAAUAUCCCUAUUGUGAGAACCAGUGUACAUUUAACACUCCUUUGAACAUUCCUUGGACACCCGUGCACAUGCAUUGUCUGUCAUUUCUUUCCUGAUUCUAUCCCACGUCCAUUUCCAGUUUUACAUCAGUGGUUCAUCAUUUUGCCAUGAUGAUUGUAACAUCCCCUGCCUUAUAAGAGUUUUACAUUGUUAUAAAUAAAGGACAUCUUUGCAUCCUU
Messenger RNA from Sardina pilchardus (European sardine), 4023 nucleotides. RefSeq names its product membrane bound O-acyltransferase domain containing 7 (gene mboat7). Lineage: Eukaryota; Metazoa; Chordata; Actinopteri; Clupeiformes; Clupeidae. The transcript has 9 exons. The record is from RefSeq and is a predicted model, not a curated record. Gene Ontology annotation, biological process: lipid modification; phosphatidylinositol biosynthetic process. Gene Ontology annotation, cellular component: mitochondria-associated endoplasmic reticulum membrane contact site; membrane. Gene Ontology annotation, molecular function: lysophospholipid acyltransferase activity. The coding region runs from base 130 to 1575 and encodes 481 amino acids.